Messenger RNA from Suhomyces tanzawaensis NRRL Y-17324, 1998 nucleotides. RefSeq names its product DNA-binding transcription factor (gene RAP1). NCBI's taxonomy places the organism in Eukaryota, Fungi, Ascomycota, Pichiomycetes, Serinales, Debaryomycetaceae. The transcript has a single exon. Gene Ontology annotation, cellular component: shelterin complex. Gene Ontology annotation, molecular function: telomeric repeat DNA binding. Gene Ontology annotation, biological process: regulation of DNA-templated transcription; telomere maintenance via telomere lengthening. The coding region runs from base 1 to 1998 and encodes 665 amino acids. The record is from RefSeq and is a predicted model, not a curated record.
AUGAGCUUCCAAGGCGUCUCCUACGACGCUACGCUGGAAGGCACAAACGACAUUGACGCCAGUGUGGCCAUCCAAGGAGUGCCUGGAGUCGCUACUAGACCACAAAUCUUUACGCUUCCCGAUGAUCUGAUCCUCUUUUUCAUCAUUCCUCAGAACGAGCCUGAUCGCCACCGCUACAUCGACCAGAUCAUCAGUAACGGGGGAUCCAUUCUUGGUGUUGAAUCAGACAUGGGCUCCAAGUCGUCCAACCAUGAGAUGUUCAUUUCCAGCCGUCCAUUUCCCGGUAAAACCGUGUACUCGAUCAAGUACAUCGACGACUGCUUGGCUACAGGCCAUCUCCUUGAUCCCAAAGACUAUUUAUUCAACGGGAGCGACGACCAGGAAGAGGAUGUCAAGCCAGUCAAACCCAGCAGGGGCCACAGCAAGUUCACUCCCGAGAAAGACCAGUACAUAUUGCGGAGGAUCAGAAUGCAGCCCAAAUACAGGGACAGCCACAGUUUCUUCGACCAACUAGCCACCGAGGAUAUGUUGAAGGACCACACUGGAAAUUCUAUCAGAAGCAGGUACAGAAAGCACUUGAAACAGCACUUGCUCUACGUGUACCAGGUGGAUGAAUCGGGGAGACCCAUCCGUGACGAUCGGGGUAAGAAGAUCAAGUUGGGCCUUGACGAAUUGCCUGACACUAUCAAGAACAAGUACACCGCCGAAGAAGACUACAUCAUGUGUAUCGAGGCCAAGAAGUUCCUCUUGUUCGAGAAUAAGCGUCUAGAUGAGGCACACAAGCUUCCUUACUCAUUCUUCAACGAUGUACACAGAAAGGCUCCCAAGCACAGUCUUCAUUCCUGGAGAGAUCACUACCGCAAGUAUGUUACUGCAGGCACAAUUCCUGAGUUCAUCGAAUACUAUGAGCAAAGUAUUUCCCGCGGCAUCCGGCCUAAACCUUUGUCAAUUGUGAGAGAUAAUCAGAAGGGAAAUGAGACAAUAAGAGACUUGGUCGGAUCUAGGUACCGGAAGGUCCCUAUUGAUGUUUAUGGGGAAAGUGCAUUGGAUGAAGAGAUUGGUGAAACAAAGAGCUCGAAUAUUGACGAAGCAUUGCGGAGCAGUGAGCGUAGCCGUGUCAGUCCUAUACCUGCUCCUACAUUGGCACGCAUAGUGGGCAACGAUAAUGAGAAUCUGGAUGAUAGUCUGUCAGGUUCCGUCUUUUUAAACGAACAAAAAGGUUUAGGAGAGCCAAGUGAGGACGAAGAUAAUUAUUCCACUGCUAAUGAAGAUGAAGAAACCGCAUUAGGUAGGUUGCCCCAAAUCUUAGAGCAAUACGGAGAGUCGCUCCAGGGUGACAGAAAGAGACAAAAGACUUUGGAGUACCAUGAAGUUGAGAGAUUUCCUUCGGCACAAGUGGAGUCUCAAACACAAUACAAGACUCCGCAUGCAUCACAGGUGGACAGCUUCAACAUCAAUGAAAUCCCUUCCAUCUCCACAAUUGACGGAAUAGAACCCUUAAUCAAGGUGGGAUACCUCGAGUCCACCUUCCGGUUCAGCGACAUUCUCUUUACCAAUGGUUACGCAUUUCUUGAGAACUGGGAGGAUACUGUGGCCCAGUUGAGGCCCAUCAUCAAGCGUGCGGCCAGUCAGAAGGAAUUGUUCCAGGUAUUUGUUGAGUAUGGUUUUAAGCAGCAGUUCACCUCGCACCUUGUUAUGAGCACCAGUGCCAACCGCAACCUCAUGGUAAUCUACCUCGAGGAGUUACUAUCGCGAAUCUCCGACUACGUAAACAGCGACAAGUGGAACAACCAAGAUUUAAGUGUUGUGGAACAUCACCGGGAAAACUUUCUGACCCAGUCUGACUUGCCGGGUAUUUGGGAUAUCCAUUUGGAUGCCUACUUGAAUACAAAUGAAGAGGAGAAAUUAUUGGAGGUGCAGAACAAAAAAUUAAUCCAACAAAGAAAACUCUUCUUAACUGAGUUGAUUGAUAACGCAUACGAUGUCCAAUUCUCCUAA